Ambispora leptoticha is the source of this 486-nucleotide messenger RNA. The record is from the annotation of a GenBank genome assembly. Lineage: Eukaryota; Fungi; Glomeromycota; Glomeromycetes; Archaeosporales; Ambisporaceae.
AUGUCAGUAACUUUACACACAGACCUUGGCGACUUGAAGAUUGAAGUAUUUUGUGAAGCAGUCCCAAAAACGGCAGAGAACUUUCUAGCUUUAUGCGCUAGUGGAUAUUACGACAACAACUUGUUCCACAGAAAUAUAAAAUCAUUUAUAGUGCAGACAGGUGAUCCUACGGGAACAGGAAAAGGUGGAAAUUCUAUAUGGGGGCGAAAAUUUGCUGAUGAGAUCAAGUCCUCAUUAAAGCAUAAUGCUCGAGGUAUCGUCUCAAUGGCCAACAGUGGUCCAGAUACUAAUGGUUCGCAAUUCUUCAUCACUUAUACAAAAUUGCCUCACUUGGACACUAAGUAUACAGUAUUUGGCAAAGUCAUCGAUGGCAUAGACACUACUUUGGAUGCCAUCGAGAAAGUUCCAGUUGACGAGAAAAAUCGUCCUAUACAGGAAAUACGAAUCAAAUCGGUGACUAUUCACGCUAACCCGUUGGCCGAAUGA